This is a messenger RNA of Clunio marinus, 525 nucleotides long. The record is from the annotation of a GenBank genome assembly. Lineage: Eukaryota; Metazoa; Arthropoda; Insecta; Diptera; Chironomidae.
AUGAAUUCCAACUCCCUGAUUGCCAACAAACAGAACGCAACUAUUGAAGGAAUUGAUCGAUCGGUUUUUCGUGAGUUGCUACACAGCACAUUUGAUAUCGUGACAGAAGAAGCACUAAUGGAAAGAAUUUUCUGUACAUGGGAUAAAGGAUUUGAAGGAUUACCGAUUCGACUUGAAGGAUGGAUUUGUGGAUUGUCAGUGUUCUUGAAAGGAACACUAUCAGAGAAAACUGCAUAUUGUUUUCGUGUUUACGAUUUAAACUCUGACAACUUCAUUACGCGCGACGAAAUGUUUACUUUAUUACGAAACAGCUUAAUCAAACAUCCUCAAGACGAUGAUCCCGAUGAGAGUGUCAAAGAUCUCGUAGAAAUUGCUUUGAAAAAGUUUGACAUUGAUAAAGACGGCAAAAUAUCUUAUCUUGAUUACACAACUGCUGUCAAAGCUGAUGUAUUGCUUCUUGAAGCUUUCGGACAAGUUCUUCCAACUGAUAAUGCAAUUGAUAGCUUUUUAUCAACAUUACAGUAA